Messenger RNA from Symbiodinium sp. CCMP2592, 3114 nucleotides. The record is from the annotation of a GenBank genome assembly. Lineage: Eukaryota; Dinophyceae; Suessiales; Symbiodiniaceae.
AUGUCUCGCGGAGCACUGUUUUUGCUGCUGGCUCCUCUGCUUGGAGUCGAGUGCAGUGAUGCAUGUGCAGAUGAUGUAUCGAUUCUGCAACAACACGUGCGUGCGCCAGACGUGGCGACCGCUUUGGAGAGGCUGGAGGACCGGCUGAACUCCAUGGAGCGGCUGGCACUGACCCCAUUGAGCGCAGCACCGGAAGCCCAUCCGAAAGCAAGCAAUCUCGAGCUCCCGCGGUCGGACGCUACACUGAGCGCACAUCAGAAGCCAGCUGUUGCCGAGCAGCACAGUAAUCAAGACUCUGACGCCGGCGGCCUGAGUCAGCCUCACAGCAAGAUGCCGGUAAAUCUGCAGGAAUCGGGAGCUGUUCUGCAAAUGAACGGGCGAGGCUACCAAAGCUUCCCUUGGUGGCAGUGGCCACGGCAAGCUAGAGAGGCACCGCUCGACCAGACUGAAGAAAUCCGGGAGAUGCAGGAAGAAUUGGCCAGAAUCGCGUCAAGAAGCGGCCAGCAAGAGUUUCGCGAACAGGAGGCGCAGAGCCAGAUGCGAGCUCAAUUGAGCAACCAGGCCGAGACCGUCCAGCUCCUCAUUAACGAGGUGCGAAAGUUGGAAGACGAGACGGACAAGGAAUCCUCCGCCUUGUCCGGCAUGACCAGAGAUGUCCUGGCCAUGAACAGAAGCCUCCGUGCUUCGACAGCUCGAAACGGCCUGGAGAUCGGUGAGCUCGCCCAGCACCAAAGGACCGACGAGGCCCAGAUUCUUCAGACCGGCCAGACUCUGAGCGGACUCCUGCAAACGCAGCAGCAGGACGAGCUCAAGCUGACGAAUCACGAGGGCUCCAUCAACAAGCUCGGCCAGGUCCAAUUGGAAGAUGAGACAAAGCUUGGGCAAACCGCUCAGCAGGUCAUGGGCAUGGUCAGUCAGGUGGAGUCUGUGGAUGAGUCGCAGAAGCGCAUCAACUCCGAGUUCACAGCUGCAGAGGAAAAACUGAAUCAUCAGACCCACAGCUUGGAGAGCUUGGCGAAGAACAUUUCAGGCCUGGGCAAGCGUCUGAAGGACACCAGGACGGAAUUUCAGGGUGCGCUGCAGUCACACGGCGCGGAAAUUCUCCAGAAUAAGGAAAGUCUAGACAGCGUGGACCAGCAGGUUUCUGCACUACAGGCCUCCAGAGAGAAGGACAUCAAGCAUCUGUUGGACCUAUCGAAGAAUCACGAGGCAUUGUCCAUGGAGUUUGAAGCAGCCAAAGAGAGGCACGCGAGGGAGAUGUUUGCCGUCAACGAGUCAGUCAGCGGCAUCAUAGACUACAUGCAAAAGGCUCGCGAUGCAGUGGCAGCUCUUAACCAAAGCCGGCAGCAGGAUUUGCUUGGCCUCUUCGAGGAGACGUCGGAACUCAAAGAGCUGAUGGAGAAGGUGAAGGCCCAAGUGAGUCAACAAGGUGAACAUUUGGACAACUUGACAGAGAAGCACUGGAACAAGGUCGCAGAACAUGAAGAUCGGAUGGCGGAGCUGAGGCAGCUCAUUGCCAAUCUGUCGAUCGACAUCUCUGAGAGGCUGGGCAACCUCGACACGACCUGGUCCACCCGUCUGGCGGAAAGUGCUAUAGCUGUGCAGAACAAUCAGGCCAACAUUCAACACCUACAAGAGAUGCUCGAUGCCAUGGUUGGUGGGCAGCCCGGUGUGGCGUCCAACGAGUCCACCACCACCACCGCCGCCACCACCACCACCCCGAGCAGCACCACGAUGCCAGAUACGACCGCCGAUGCUGGCAACGAAGGCGUCCUGACAGCCGACAACCUGACAGCCGACAGCCAGACGAAUUCAGAUCAAGAGGUGGAGGAUCUUGCACAGUUCACUACGCCCAAGCUUGUGGGUGAGCUCAAGGAGCACGCAGAUUUCUUGGGACCUCGAGAUGUGAAAAUCCGCGCAGGGACCGCGCAAGCCUUCGUCGUGACAUCGACGAAUCCGGGACUCAGUGUAGUCAGCUUGGCAGAUCCGGCACAUCCAGCGCUGAUUGGCUCAGUGAACAAUGCGAAUGCCAUGGCCGAGGCACGGGCGGUCGCUUUGAGCGAAGAAGGUGAAGGUGGCCACCAUGCCUUUGUGGUUGCUUCGCACUCUGCUUCGGUGACGGCCAUCGACGUCUCUGACCCGGCAAACAUGCGCGUGGUAGGGUCUCUGCAGGACAAAGUGGCCCUGAGCGGUGCCCGGGCCAUCGUUGUCAAGGGAAUGUACGCCUUCGUCGCAGGCACCUACUCACACACAUUGUCUGCGAUCGACAUCUCCCAGCCUGCGCAGAUGACUUUAACAGGAACUUUCCAUGAUGCGGAUGACAUGCAAUUUCCAACCGGCAUCGACGUUUCUGACAACUUCGUGCUUGUCGCGAGCUCCUCCGGCCAUGCGCUGGUCAUCGUUGAUGUCUCGAACCCAGCAUCGCCGCAGAAAUACAGCGUUGUCAAAGAUGCUCCAAGCCUGCGAGAAGCACGAUGCGUCGUCGUGCAGGGAAAGUAUGCCUACGUCGCCAGUGCUUCGCCCAAUGCGCUUUCUGUUAUCGACAUCUCGGACAUGGCAAAUCCUCUUCUUGUUUCCGUUGUGGAACGCGCAACUGCGGACAUGGCAAGCCACGUUGCGGUCGACUGCCGCUUUGCCUAUGUGGCUAGUGCCUACAACGACGCCCUGACUGUCAUUGACAUCCACGACCCGCGGGUACCUCGCUACGUUGGAACGCUGAAAGACAACUCCAAACAGAACGGCAUCGAGACGGUGGCUAUUUCGGGGAAGUACGGAGUUUUUGUCAGCCCGGCGACGGACGCAUUGGUUGAAUGGCAGCUGCCUUAUUACUGCGACGCAGGAUCCACGCCUGAGGCACAGCAGUUUGGAGAAGAGGCGGAGGCAAACGUGCCAGCGGCAGAAGAAGUGCCAGAGGAAGAGGCAGAGGCCAACCUGCCAGUGGCAGCAGAAGUGCCAGAGGAAGAGGCAGAGGCCAACUUGCCAGUGGCAGCAGAAGUGCCGGAGGAAGUGCCAGAGGAAGAGGCAGAGGCCAACUUGCCCCAGGCAGCAGAAGUGCCGGAGGAAGUGCCAGAGGAAGAGGCAGAGGCCAACUUGCCAAAUGCACCGGUUUGGUGA